AAGCUUGACAGCAUGAUGCCUCUUUUUAGCCUUGGUUUCAUAUCUUUGUUGGUUUUUGCAAUUGCCCAUAAAAAUCCGCAUUAUGUCGGUAAUAGAACUUCCAUGGUUCACUUAUUCGAAUGGAAAUUCAGUGACAUUGCCAAAGAAUGUGAAAACUUUCUCGGUCCGAUGGGCUACGGUGGUGUACAAGUUUCUCCCAUAAAUGAGAAUCUUGUGAUAAACGGCAGACCAUGGUUCGAAAGAUAUCAGCCGAUUUCUUAUAAAAUUAUCAGUCGAUCCGGAAACAAAUCCGAAUUUAGUAAUAUGGUGCAAAGAUGUAACAAGGCUGGUGUGCGAAUAUACGUCGAUGCGGUUAUCAAUCACAUGACAACAAAUGCACAACCCGCGUACGGCACCGGUCAUACAUCAGCACAACCAAAUAAGCUUCGUUAUCCAGGAGUUCCGUAUAGUUCUAAGGACUUCAACCAUCCAACAUGUACUAUUCAGAAUUAUAACAACGCUACUGAAGUUCGCAACUGUGAGCUGUCUGGUCUUCACGACCUUAAUCAGAGCAAAUUGAACGUCCGAAAGAAAAUAGUUCAAUUUCUUAACAAACUCAUCGAUUUUGGAGUCGCUGGCAUACGCAUUGAUGCCGCCAAACACAUGUGGCCAAAUGAUCUUAAUGUUAUUUACAAAGAAAUAAAAAAAUUAUCUCCUAAGAAUGGAUUUCCGCGAAAUGCAGAGUGUUACAUCUAUCAAGAAGUCAUCGAUCUCGGUGGUGAGGCCGUCAAUAAGUUUGAGUACAAUGACUUUGCAAAUGUCAUCGAAUUUUUGUAUGGUAUCAUCUUGGGUAAAAUGUUCCGUGGUCAAGACAGUUUGACGAGACUUGAAACUUUCAAUGACACAGACACUUGGAAAUUAAUACCUUCCGGCGACGCUUUAAUUAUGAUUGACAAUCAUGAUAAUCAGAGAGGUGCCGGUGGAGCUACUAUUUUGACACAUAAGGAUCCGAAACCGUACAAGAUGGCAGUAGCCUUUAUGCUUGCCCAUCCCUAUGGUUAUCCUCGAAUCAUGAGUUCCUUCGCCUUUACUGAUCCCAGUCAAGGACCACCAGCAGAUUCAUAUGGCAGCAUCAUUUCGCCUAAAAUCGUCAAUGGUGAGUGCAUCAACGGUUGGGUCUGCGAACACAGAUGGCCGCAGAUUUAUCGCAUGGUCCAAUUUCGUAAUCUGGUAAACGGCGAAAAGAUACAGAAUUGGUGGAGCAAUGGGAAGAAUCAGAUCGCUUUCUCCCGCGGUGCCAAAGGUUUCGUUGCCUUUAACGUUGAAGGCAAUAAUCUACUUAAAAAGUUGCAAACCGGAUUGCCUGCAGGAACAUAUUGCGAUGUUAUAACUGGAGAAGCCAUCAACGGCCGUAGCAAGUGCAGCGGAAAAUCGGUGCAAGUUGGUAACGAUAGUACCGCUUUGAUUGAGAUUCUAUCAAAUGAGCCGGAAGGAGUACUUGCCCUUCAUAUUCAGGCGAAACUGUGAGACAUACGUGCAGAUUAAUAAUAAACUUAUAAACGCA
Molecule: messenger RNA, 1543 nt
Organism: Trachymyrmex cornetzi
Lineage: Eukaryota; Metazoa; Arthropoda; Insecta; Hymenoptera; Formicidae
Product: alpha-amylase 1-like
Exons: 5
Coding region: 13-1506 (497 amino acids)
Biological process (GO): carbohydrate metabolic process
Molecular function (GO): cation binding; alpha-amylase activity
Source: RefSeq, a predicted model, not a curated record